CUCUCUCCCACACCUUGCUCCACCACUCCACGCUGAUCUCCAGGAGGCCAUCAAUGGCGAUGGAGGUGGAGUCGGCCAAGUGCGAGUGCUGCGAGCUAAGGGAGGACUGCACCCGGGGUUACAUCCUUGGCGUGAAGGCGGACUUCGGCGGACGGUGGCUGUGCGGGCUGUGCUCGGAGGCGGUGAGGGAGGAGGGGAGGAAGAGGGGCAUGGAGGAGGCGCUGGAGGACCACAUGGCCUUCUGCCGCGGCUGGUGCAGGAGCAAGGACCCCGCUCUCAGGGUCGCCGACGGCAUGCGGCAGAUGCUGCUCCGGCGGCGGCGGUCUAAGUGA
Messenger RNA from Lolium rigidum, 332 nucleotides. RefSeq lists its product as uncharacterized. Lineage: Eukaryota; Viridiplantae; Streptophyta; Magnoliopsida; Poales; Poaceae. The record is from RefSeq and is a predicted model, not a curated record. The coding region runs from base 54 to 332 and encodes 92 amino acids. The transcript has a single exon.